Labrus mixtus (cuckoo wrasse) is the source of this 661-nucleotide messenger RNA. Its product is annotated as ribose-5-phosphate isomerase-like. The transcript is spliced from 8 exons. Gene Ontology annotation, cellular component: intracellular membrane-bounded organelle. Lineage: Eukaryota; Metazoa; Chordata; Actinopteri; Labriformes; Labridae. Gene Ontology annotation, biological process: D-ribose metabolic process; pentose-phosphate shunt, non-oxidative branch. The coding region runs from base 53 to 661 and encodes 202 amino acids. Gene Ontology annotation, molecular function: ribose-5-phosphate isomerase activity. The record is from RefSeq and is a predicted model, not a curated record.
GACGACAGAGAGAGAGAGAGGAGGAGAGAGAGAGAGAGGAGGAGAGAGAGAGAUGUACCCCUGGAGGCUGGCGGCAGCUGUCUGCAGCCGCAAACACGUGUCGGUCUUCAGCCGCUCCUUCAACAUGGCAGAGGAGGCGAAGAAACUGGCUGCUUACGCCGCUGUGGACAACCACGUCCAGAAUAACCAGGUGGUCGGCGUGGGCAGCGGAUCGACCAUCGUCUAUGCCGUGGACAGAUUAGCUGAACGAGUCCGAGAGGAGAAACUCAACAUCGUGUGUGUGCCAACUUCCUUCCAGGCUCGUCAGCAGAUUCUGCAGCACGGCCUCACUCUGUCGGAUCUGGACAGACACCCUGAGCUGGAUGUGGCGAUCGACGGGGCCGAUGAAGUGGACGCAGAUCUCACGCUGAUAAAAGGCGGAGGCGGCUGCCUGACUCAGGAGAAGAUCGUCGCCGGCUGUGCUAAACAUUUUGUCGUCAUCGCCGACUACAGGAAGAACUCCAAGGACCUGGGACAGCAGUGGAAGAAGGGCGUUCCCAUCGAGGUGAUCCCCAUGGCGUACGUUCCCGUGUCCCGGAUCAUCGCCAAACGCUUCGGAGGCGAGGCCAGCUUACGGAUGGCCGUCAGUAAAGCGAUGAGUGGAAGCUUUGAUUUACCGUAG